Molecule: messenger RNA, 5187 nt
Organism: Solanum pennellii
Lineage: Eukaryota; Viridiplantae; Streptophyta; Magnoliopsida; Solanales; Solanaceae
Product: mediator of RNA polymerase II transcription subunit 15a
Exons: 13
Coding region: 4180-4935 (251 amino acids)
Biological process (GO): regulation of DNA-templated transcription
Molecular function (GO): transcription coregulator activity
Source: RefSeq, a predicted model, not a curated record
CUUCCAGGUUAAGGAAUAAAAAUUUAUCAAUUGAGAUGGAUACUCACGGUGGUGAAGGUAUCAACGCAGACGUGGUUCCCGCCGUAGAAGCCGCCGGAGCUUAUUUAGAUUUUGUAACUCAGACGCGAAAUGCCGAUGCAGCUGAUUGGCAAGGAGAGGUUUAGCAACAGUGAAAAUUCCAUCAUUGUGGUGCCUGCAAAUGAGUUUGUCUGAGUCUGGCAGACUGCACAACUGCCAGCCCACAAGAUGUCACAGCCUCACCAGCUAACUGAUGCUAAUGACCUAAUGAUGAGGCAGCAAAUGGGAAUGAAAACAGGAUUUUUACAGCAACAGCAGUCAGUUGGAUUUCAUCAUCCGCAAGUGAAGUCGGAAAUAUCUUCAGCUCAAACUUAUCAGGCAGUAUCUCCUCAGGAACAAAACCUACCUGCUGUGGAUGAAAGCAAGAACGGUGCAAAUGUGUCCUGGAAUUUUCAAUGAAGCUUUUACUAAUAAAUGAGGUGCGUGAAGCUCUGAUGAGGUUUCAUAAGUUGCAGGCUCUUCAAGAGCACAUUUACUCGUUAGUAUGAUCAUUUUUUGUUUUCCCUUUCUAAGGAUUAUUUCAAUUGGAAUUGUCUGGUCUAUCAUGUUUCAUGCAUGCCAUAGACUCUUUCCUUAUAGGACAUUUAACAUGAGCAUUUGCAACUGAUAUGUGGGACUAAUUUUGGGUUAGCAAAUGCUUAAAGCAUUUGACUUGAAUGGUCUUUUGAAUGAAAACCGUACUGAUGAUAAAUUUUUCUUGACAACUUGUUAUUUUCCCCUUAUGUUAGAAAAACUUAACAUAUAUCCCAAUUUAAUUGGGUGAAUCUAACUUUGUGCAUCAUAAUAUAUCUUUUCUUCAUAUGUUGCGCAUCAAAAGCUAUUAGACGGAAUACAUUUAGUUCGUGACCCUAAACCAAUCAAGAGUUGGCAAAUUAGGGGGUGACUGAAUGGUCAAUGGUUGGGGAGAUUGGGUGGGUGGAAGGAGACACUAAACUUAUAAUGUCUCUUAUGCAACUUGUUUGGCCUACUUUCAUUAGGGAAGUCAUUUUCCUCAUUUUUAAGGAACUUGUUUUCCUAUGGACUAUUUUCCGAACAUUACCAACCAAAUAUAAGAAAAUUGAAAAGCAUUUUCUAGAAAAAUGUUUUCCUCUAUACCAAGCACACCCUUAGUCAUAAUUUGUUGGUCUGAUGUAUUGAAGUGUUGUUGUAUACAAUAUAUCCUAUCAUAGACCGACACACAGAGUUUUGUUCUCAUAAGCAAUGGUUCAAUUAUUUAUUGAAGGUAUUCAAUGUCAAACUAGCUCGAAUAUAAAUUAGAUUUAUCAAGAUGAAUUGUCUUGAUUACACAAUCUGAAAACUAUGCUUUUAACUCAAACAUACAACUUUGUGAAUGCCAAAAUGCAUGUCGACAAUAAAUGCACAUGUGAUCAUCUUAUAGAUGCAUCUAUUUAAAAUAUCACAUGAGACGUGAAUAUGCUCACUUUCACUUCUUAGAUUUUCCAGGAUUUAGGGUAUUCAUUUCAAAUAUUAGUUACUUUAAUCAACUUAUCAUGAGAACAUACAACAUAAAAGAAUUUUUGAAGAAUCUUCUAUUUGUUCGACAUAUGUUGAAUACUUAAUAUGCAUAUCUUCAGAAUUCGAGAAUCGUAUGAGUACCAUCUAUAUUUUUUUUAUCUAAGUGUUUUAUAUAGUCGCACUUCCAUCAGGAAAAUAUAUGAAUUGUUAGUUUCUUCAAGGAAUUAAUAAAACAUUACCGUAGAAAUCAUUCAACAAGAUAUAUUUCCUUCUUCCGUAAAAUGAUAUUUUAAUAACAUAGACAUACGUGUCAUAUUGCAAUGACUUCUAUACCACAAAAACAUGUAUAUCCUUUUUUUAUUCUAUCUCUUCGUGAGAAGUUGUGGUGUCUCUUUCAUCCACUUCGGGGAAUGAAAUCUGAUUAGUUGAAUGUGCUUGAAAUACCAACCCCCUCGACCUAUUUUCAAACUUUAAAUAGAUAGGACGUCAAUUGCUUUGUUCAGCCGCACAUGGAAUCAAGAGCUUCAAGUGGGCCAUUUUUAGUAAGCUAAAGUGGCAAUGCGGGAUGAACCAAAAGUCGGGUUACGAUGCCAAACUGCGCGUUAACCUAGAUCCCUCAAAGGGUCUUGGUCGAUUAAGACAUAGAUCAUUAUUUUCCUUAAGUAGAAGACAUUGCUUAAGAGUAUUUCUCAUAUAUUUUUCAAACUUCUUUUGCUUUAGGAGAAAAUUUAGAAGUUUACUCCUUGGAGAAUGUAAUUUUAAAAUUUUACCACUUCCGGAGUAAAUUUCGAAGCUGUACUACUUCGGGAGUAAAGUUCAAAGGUCUGUUACUUCGAGAGUAGAUGCCUGAUUCUUGUUACUUUGGAACUUAGUUGCAAAGUGUUUACUAUUUUGGGAUUGAUUUUUAGGUUUGUCAUACCCCAAACUACCUCCCAGACGUGAUUGACACCUAGCACACACCAUCGGCCAUGUGAACCCAAUUACCAUACAUUCACCAUUAAUUCAUAACGUUUGAUGAAUUAAAUAAGUAUUCAAACAAUAUGAUAGAUAAUUAUGAACACUUGGUAUCUCAAAAUGUGAAUCUAACACUCUUGUGCAAAUCCCACGCUAAACCAAGGAGCAUCAAAAGGAAUCUCAAAAGGACUCGGAAUAUUAAUGAUAAUGACUCUUUUGAAAUCCCCCGCAAAUAAUGCAGUUGUUCACCUCAACAAUUAGAUCAACUCGAGCGGACUCAUCAACCUCGACGACCAUUUAUUCUGCCAAGCACAUGUUCGUCACAACUCAAGCAGACAAAACACAUUUUGAAAAUGGAUUUGAAAAGCAAGCACACAAAGCUUAAACUCACUUACCUCAAAUUCACAACUCAAUCAUUCUUUCCAUUAGAUCAUAACUACGAUCUCGAGUCUCAGGAUCACCUCAAACUAACACAAAAUGGGUUAAGAAUGGUUAGGAACCCUUCGUUGGAUGUUUUCUUAAUUUUAACACAAGUCAAAUUUGUGUUUAAAGAUUAACCCAAUAAGUCAACUCGGAUUAAUGAGUUAGAAUUCAAAACCAAUAAUAUUUUGAGCUAGCCAUACCUCGUAGGAUCCAAGUUUAUAAUCGAGUUUCAACCCUUGUUGUCAGAAUGAUGGAUCAAUUUCCAAUUUCAUUAACUUUCAAGCUUAGAUCUUAAUCGUAACUUUAUACCUCGAACAUAUCUCAAUAUCAUCAUUCAAGCUUAAUUAGUGAAUAUUAUGUCUAAUAUAAAUUAUCCUUGUCCCCGAAAUAAUAAUCAAAAUGUGUAUAAACACAAUGCUGAAACAAUAGAGCUGCAUAGCCAACACCGAUGGCUUAACCCCUCUUUCUCAAAAUAAUGUUUAAUCUCAUAAUUAUUUUCCAUAUGAUAUCAUCCAUCCUAAUCAUUGCAAUAUCACGUAGUACUUGAAGCUUUUCUUUUAAAUGUGUGAAGGACUAUGUUGUUGUUCGCCUGUACUUCCUACUUCUAGUUCCUUUAAGAAACUUGUAAUUUUAAGGCUUUGUCCAAUAACUGCAAAUUAAAUUAGUUCUCCAAUCUUUCCAUAAUAAGUACUCAUAAAAAUUAAUUGUUGGGUUAUUGCAGUUUUACUACUUUGUAAUAAAUUUUAGAUUUAUGACUCUGAGGUUAAAUUUAAGAUAUUUCUUUUUAAUUUUUCUACUUCUUCUAGAACACAACCAACAUUCUUUUAUUAGUGUGACAAUAAUCAUCAUCAUCGUGCAUAAAAGAUAAUCAAGCUAUGCAUGAACCAAAGUAUUCAUAUUAUUAAAUCAUCCCACUCAUCCAUAGAUUUCAAAUAACGAAAUCUUCGAUUCACAAUAUUUAUCCAAGAUGGCUGAGUCUCUUGCUGAUAAUGUGUAAUAGAUAUAAAGCAAAAGGAAGAAAAUACAGGAGAAACGUAGAGAGAAGGGAGAAAGCUUUUUAUUUCUCUUGAUGUAUAAAAUACAAUGAAUGAGAACUCCUUUAUUUACGAGGGAAAACUAACUCGAUCCCAAAGUAACUAACUCGCAACUAUUCUAUUAAUGUCCCAAAAUUUGCCUGAAGUUUGAAUUAUGUAAGCACUCAACUUCUUUAAUAUCUUUGUUAUCCCCAAUUUUCUUUUAUUCGUAACACCUUUAGAUUUCUCAGCUCAAAUGGGAAAUGCAAAUGGAGCUAAUUGGCAGAAAGAGGUUUACCAAAAGAUUAAGUCUACGACGGAGAUGUAUUUAUUAGAGCACAAGUAUAUAUACCUGAAAAUUGCUUCUAAAGUCCGGCAGGUACCAAACGACCCCUUAAAGCUAAAUCCAUUCUACACAUAUAAAACUCUUCUAAUCUAUCUCAGGUCAGAAAUUGAGAUGGAUUGGAAAAAUUGGAUGGCUGCUCAGACUUGGGAAGGUGGUUUAGGUGCUGGAGCUGCCGCCGGAAAUGUGUAUUCCAGUGAUUGGCGUAUUGGACAUGCGCCCUAUACUCGUCAAAGGAUUGUCAACCAAAUAUUGGAGGAAAUUCAGAGGAUUUUUCCUGUCUUUAGGCAUCAGAAUGUACAGGAACUUACGGAAAUUGCAGUGUUGUUUGAGGAAAAGACGUAUAAUGUUGCUACAAGUUGGUAUGAUUAUCUGUAUAGAAUAUUCUCUAAACUGCGUGGAAUGGCCCAUUAUUGUCAUAUCAACACUGAAAUUAGUGGUCAGAAUGCCCAUGGUCCAGGGAUGACAAUGGAAGCUACUGUCUAUGAAACUACUUCUGGGCCGGAGGAUAGUGACAAGGAAGAGGAUGAUGUUGUUGUAGAGGAGGUGGUGGGUACAAAGGAGCAAAACAAUGCUGUUGGACACAAAGACAAUGUCCGAGUUGUGGAGAAUGAGCAGGAAUCUAGCUCCAACAAAGUUGUUGGGAGGCCUUCUGUAUUUUUCAAGUAAAAUGAAGGAGAUCGGAAGGUGGAGCUUUUAUCAAACAGUGAGAGAGACAAAAAGAGAUGCAUCUUCAGUUGCUUUGAAUUUAUGAAUUUAUGAAUUUAUAUAACUUGGCUUGUUGAUUUUUAUGUCCUUUGAAGUUUUACUAUGGAUCUAGUUAUAUCUUAAGAGUACAAUUACCUUAAUGUUGCUUGAUAUAAUGUUGAAUGUUGAUCAACUAAAUUAUACAGUGAUUGUCAAGUGUCCUAAAACAUUUUU